AUGAAGAACUGGACAGAGGUGUCUGAAUUUAUUCUCCUGGGUCUAAUAAAGGAUCACAGGCUGCAACAGGUUCUCUUCACCUUUUUCCUGCUUCUCUAUAUAGCCUGUUUAUUAGGAAAUGGGGUUAUCCUGGGAAUCACCCUAGCUGAGCCUCAGCUCCACACCCCCAUGUAUUUUUUUCUGGGGAACCUUUCUGGUUUGGAUAUAUGCUACUCAACAGUGACUGUGCCAACAAUACUAAGUGGCUUUCUUAGAAAGAAUCAGUCGAUCUCCUUUACUGGCUGCCUCACUCAGCUGCACUUCUUCCACUUCCUGGGCUCUAGCGAGGGUAUGCUUCUAGGCAUCAUGGCAUGUGACCGUUAUGUGGCUAUCUGUAGUCCAUUGCGUUAUACUCUCCUAAUGAAUAAAUGGACUUGUCUUACACUAAUUGGGACCAUGUGGGCAACUGGCUUCUCUUAUGCCUUGAUGCAUACAGUGGUGACCUCUCAGCUAUGUUUCUGUGGACCUAAACUAGUCCCACAUCUUUUCUGUGACAUCAAACCCCUCCUCAAGUUAGCCUGCAGUAGUACAGCACUCAGUUUUAUUUUGCUGAAUGCUGUCACUGGUUCUUUUGCUUUCUGUUUGCUCUUUUUCACUCUUCUCUCCUAUUUUUACAUCAUCUCCUUCCUCUUUCUCAAAGUCCAAUCAUGGAAGAAUCGUUGGAAAGCCUUCUCUACCUGUGCAUCUCACCUGACUGUUGUGGCAAUGUUCUACAUUCCAGUGUUGUCCAACUACAUGCUUGCUUCCACCAGUGGUUCUUCUGAGAAAGACCUUAUCAUCUCUUUGUUAUAUACUGUAUUUACACCAGUUUUAAAUCCUCUGAUUUACUGUUUGAGGAAUCAAGAAGUCAAAUCUGCUAUAAGGAAGAUUCUAACUCAAAACAUCCUAUUUAAAAGGACAUGA
Molecule: messenger RNA, 942 nt
Organism: Crotalus tigris (Tiger rattlesnake)
Lineage: Eukaryota; Metazoa; Chordata; Lepidosauria; Squamata; Viperidae
Product: olfactory receptor 12D2-like
Exons: 1
Coding region: 1-942 (313 amino acids)
Biological process (GO): G protein-coupled receptor signaling pathway
Cellular component (GO): membrane
Molecular function (GO): olfactory receptor activity; G protein-coupled receptor activity
Source: RefSeq, a predicted model, not a curated record